Messenger RNA from Fragaria vesca subsp. vesca, 1899 nucleotides. RefSeq names its product BTB/POZ domain-containing protein At1g03010-like. Bases 1 to 1899 code for a protein of 632 amino acids. NCBI's taxonomy places the organism in Eukaryota, Viridiplantae, Streptophyta, Magnoliopsida, Rosales, Rosaceae. The record is from RefSeq and is a predicted model, not a curated record. The transcript is spliced from 4 exons. Gene Ontology annotation, molecular function: protein binding.
AUGGGUGUUGUCACUGUUGGUGAGUUGAAGCCUAGCAUUUCAGGAAAGAGGUCUUUUCGUCCAAGCUCAAGUAUAAGGCAUGCCAUGGAAUGGCCAAUCUCUGAUGUUUCUAGUGAUCUUACUGUCGAGAUAGGAGCAUCAAGCUUUGCACUUCACAAGUUUCCUCUAGUUUCUCGGAGUGGAAAGAUUCGGAAACUGUUGCUUGAAGCAAAAGAUUCAAAAGUGGCACGCGUAAUUCUUCCAUCCGUUCCUGGUGGAGCAGAGGCAUUUGAGCUAGCUGCAAAGUUCUGUUAUGGACAUAAUAUUGAGAUCACACAAGCAAAUGUUGCCUUUCUCCGCUGCACAGCUCACUUUCUUGAAAUGACGGAAGAGUAUGCUGAGAAGAACAUGGAAACAAGAACUGAAGCUUAUCUAAAGGAUAUGGUGUUCCCCAACAUAUCAAAAUCAAUAGCAGUUCUUCAUCGUUGCGAAACACUCUUGCCUGCAGCAGAAGAUAUCAACCUGGUUAGCAGGCUCAUCAAUGCAAUUGCAAACAAUGCGUGCAAGGAGCAGCUCACCUCUGGCUUACAGAAACUUGACCACAACUUUCCUUCAAAAGUAGCUUCUUUGGAACCUGAAACGCCCUCGGAUUGGUGGGGAAAAGCACUUUCAGUGCUUAGUCUUGACUUCUUCCAAAGGGUUUUAUCUGCAGUGAAAACCAAGGGUCUUAAACAGGAUAUGAUCAGCAAAAUUUUGAUAAAUUACUCCCACAACUCUCUACAAGGUCUUGUUGUAAGGGAUGCGCAAUUGGUCAAAGGAAGUCUACUGGAUCUAGAACUGCAAAGGAAACAAAGGGUCAUUGUUGAGGCUAUUGUUAGUUUACUACCAACACAAUCAAGGAAGAGUCCAGUGCCAAUGGCAUUUCUUUCGAGUUUGUUGAAAACUGCAAUUGCAGCAUCAGCAUCCACUUCAUGCAGAUCGGAUUUAGAGAGGCGGAUUGGUUUGCAGCUGGAUCAGGCAAUUCUUGAAGACAUCCUCAUUCCUACAAACUCACAGGGAAACAACCACAGCACAAUUUAUGAUGCUGAUACUAUAGUGAGGAUCUUCUCCAUAUUUUUGAACUUGGAUGAGGAUGAUGAAGAUGACACUAAUCUGUUAAGAGAUGAAAGUCAAAUGGUUUAUGAUUUCGACAGCCCUGGAUCUCCUAAACAAAGUUCAAUCUUGAAGGUCUCAAAGUUACUUGACAAUUAUCUGGCCGAAGUUGCAUUGGACUCAAACUUGUCACCAUCAAAGUUCACAGCUCUAGCAGAACUACUUCCAGACCAUGCACGCAUAGUAAGUGAUGGACUCUACAGAGCUGUGGAUAUCUUCCUCAAAGUUCACCCAAACAUGAAGGACUCUGAAAGGUACCGGCUUUGCAAAACCAUAGACUGCCAGAAACUAUCCCAAGAAGCCUGCAGUCAUGCAGCACAGAAUGAAAGGCUACCGGUGCAGAUGGCAGUUCAAGUCCUAUACUUUGAGCAAAUCAGGCUGAGGAAUGCAAUGAAUGGUGGCCACAACCAGUUCUUCUUUGGCGCAAUAAAUGGUACUCAGUUCCCUCAAAGAUCAGGCAGUGGUGCUGGCAGUGGAGCCAUUUCCCCUCGAGACAACUAUGCAUCAGUUCGGAGAGAGAAUCGAGAGCUCAAGCUUGAAGUAGCCAGGAUGAGAAUGAGGCUGACAGACUUGGAGAAAGAUCAUGUCUCUAUGAAGCAAGAGCUUGUUAAGACACAUCCUGCAAAUAAGUUGUUCAAAUCCUUCACCAAAAAAUUGGGGAAGAUCAAUGCAUUGUUUGGGAUUAAUAGUAUCAAGACCUUGGGGGGUAAAGCACAUUCAGAGAGCAGAUUCCCGUUUCAGAAGCGUAGGCGUCAUUCGGUUUCAUAA